Molecule: messenger RNA, 708 nt
Organism: Phaeoacremonium minimum UCRPA7
Lineage: Eukaryota; Fungi; Ascomycota; Sordariomycetes; Togniniales; Togniniaceae
Product: putative c2h2 finger domain containing protein
Exons: 1
Coding region: 1-708 (235 amino acids)
Biological process (GO): mRNA splicing, via spliceosome
Cellular component (GO): U4/U6 x U5 tri-snRNP complex; spliceosomal complex
Molecular function (GO): zinc ion binding; nucleic acid binding
Source: RefSeq, a predicted model, not a curated record
AUGUCGAAGAACGGCUCAGCCUACGGCACGCCCGCGGGCGACACUUCAUUCCGCAAGAAAUUCGACACCGAAGAGGCAGCCGUGCGCGCCCGAGAACGCGAGGCGAAAGAGAAGGAAGAGGGCAAGGCGCGGUACGAAGCCAAGCUCGCGGGCAAGAAAUACUACAAACCACUCGAUGGCUCAGAGACCCUCACGACGGCGCGAGCAGCCACGCUCGAUCUCAGCGGCCAUGUCGGCAAGACGAUGCUGGUGCCGGCGGGCGCCGGAGUUGGCAAGAGGGGCCGCGGCGCGGGCUUCUACUGCGAGGCCUGCGACUUGACGUUCAAGGACAAUAUACAAUGGGUGGAACACGUGAACAGCAUGCAGCAUUUGCGGGCGAUCGGACAGACUGGAGAGGUCAAGAAGGCUUCGGCAGAAGAUGUACGUGCGCGGAUCGAUGCCGCGUGGGAGCGUGUACAAGAGCGAGAGAGGGAGAAGAUUGUGAAUCUCUCCGAGAGGUUGGAGGUCAGAAGAGAGGAGGAGGAAAAGGAGAGAGAGGAGAGGAGACGGAAGAGGAAAGAAGCAGAUGAGCGGAAGAAAGCAGAGAAGGAGGCGGCGAUUAAGGUCAAGACUGAGUAUGGCGAUGAUGUUCGAAUCGAGGGAGAACACGACGAGGACGACAUGAUGGCUGCUAUGGGCAUUACUGGCUUUGGCUCUUCCAAGAAGUGA